Seriola dumerili (greater amberjack) is the source of this 3658-nucleotide messenger RNA. Its product is annotated as formin-like protein 13. The record is from RefSeq and is a predicted model, not a curated record. The coding region runs from base 120 to 2372 and encodes 750 amino acids. The transcript is spliced from 18 exons. Lineage: Eukaryota; Metazoa; Chordata; Actinopteri; Carangiformes; Carangidae.
UCUCUGUCUAAGAUUUGUGAGGCAUAAAAAAGACCAAUAAUCAUUUGCAUCUUUGCUACAACAGAGGAGCAGAUUCAUUGUUUCACAGUUUGCAUGGAUUUUUGUGUGAUAGCUAAAAAAUGAUGCCAAAUUUAGGAUCAAAGAAGAAAGACAAUCUAUCCAGAAUGGAUAGAUACACUGAGGACUUGCCAAAGCUGAGCAAUGAGAUGCAGCUGAGCAUCAUGAACAAGGUGAAGAACGGAGAGUUGUCUAUCGAGGAUGCUCUGAACCUUGCCAGGAAGGACCGGGACCAGCUGCUCAAACAGCAGAACCUGGCUGAAGAGGAGCAUCAACCAUCACAGUACAACUUCAGUGUUCAUAAACACAGUCACUACAGGUGGCAGAAGCGGGUUCUUCAGGUUGACUUCAAGACCAAAAUGCUGUGCAGCAUUGAGAAAGGCAUCAUCAACCGACAACUUCCGUUCUCCAUUGUCAAAAGCUGUGAUGAUGGAGUCGGUUCAAGAUUCUCCAUCUCCUUUAAAGGACAUCAUGACUAUGAACUGGAGGCCACAUCACUGGAAGACAAACACAAGAUAAUGCAGCUUGUGAACCAGAUAAUUUAUGGGAACAUAUACAGGGAUCCUGAAGAGGGAAAUGCAGAAACUCAUCAGCAGCCUCAGGCAACACAGAGCCUUCGGGAAGGCGUCUUGUUACUACACAGAGGAGGCCUGGCAUCAUUCAGAUGGGUGAAAUACGAGGUCCAGCUUCACCCGGGCCAGCUAACACUGUUCCCCUUCAGGUGUCGAGGCCCCGCUGACGAUGAGGUGGCGUCCUCAGUGCCCGUGUCCAUCGUGAUUCACCUGUCAGACGGUGACACCAGCGUACAGAAACCUCCCAGCCCGGACGCUUUCACCCUGAUCACCCACAAAAAUGAAUACCAAUUCAAGGUGCCUGUAUCAGAUCAAACCAGUGCCCAAGGGGCUGUCCAGAGGGAGCGAGAUGCUUGGAUCCAUGCCAUUGACAAACUGUGUGCAGAGUGGAAGAGGAAGUCCAAGGACAAACACACAUUCAUAGAAACAAAGAUUCUACAAAAUCUCAGCAUAGCCGAAGACGCGGAGGACACCAAUAGAGAUCUUGAGUCAAGCGGUGGAUUUAGUGGUGGCACUAUCAUUUAUCCUCCAGUCCCAGAGUCUCUUAAACAUGAAUCAGGCUCAUCGGUUGUGAAAGGGCCUUCGCCCCCGAGCAUCCCGGCCGCCCCACCUUUACCCUUCAAACCGAGGACAAAUUUAAGAAAAAUACAUACCAAGGCUUUCCACUGGGACCUAGUUGGCUCAGAGAAGAUUGCAAAAUCAUUUUGGAUACAAGAAAGCGGCGGGAGGAUUGAAAUCGACACAUCACGCUUAUACGAGCAAUUUGCUGUUAGAGAUCUGGGGACGUUCGGUGCGGCUGAGCAGAGCAAUACCCAGCAUAUUAUGCUCAACCAGAAGAUUGCACACAACUUCAACAUUUUCCUCAAAAGUUUUCCAGUGCAGCCGGGAGAGCUGAAGGACAAACUGUUCAUCGUUAACGAGGAAGAUGGAGGCCUGUCUGAUGAGCACAUCACCUCUCUGAGGAGGUAUGUCCCCACAGUGGAUGAUGUGGAAAUGUACAAAUCCCACCAGGGACCAGUGACAGAACUACAUAUUGUGGACCAGUAUAUGAUGGAGAUGUGCAACAUCCCCUACCUGAGCACACAACUCGACCUGCUGCUGAGUCUGAGAGAGCUCCCGAUCGGCAUGAACGACCUGCAGCCCCUGAUUAACCAGAAGAUCAGAAUGUGCAUGCAGCUGUACAACUGUAGGUCAUUUGUUUCCGUGCUGGAGUACCUCCUUGCCAUUGGCAAUUACCUCAACGAGAAUGCCGGAAAGGAAAAGGCCAAGGGAUUCCGCCUCUCCUCCUUAACUAAACUCGCCCAGCUCCGUGGGAGAGACAGGAAGUUCACCUUGCUCCAUGCCCUUGUGGAGCAGAUCAUGUUGCAUGAACCGUGCUUGGCCACUUUUACCGAAGAGCUGGCAGAAUUUGAAACUGUCCCUGGAGCUUCCAUCAAGGGCCUGACCGCAGAAGUAGAUGUCCUGAAGAAUGAACUGCAGAAAGUCAUUCAGUACAGAAAAACUUCCAAGAAGAGAAAUGCUGGAGCUCAUCACCCAAACUUCUCCAAAGACCUGAAGACAGCGAUUGAGAAGUUCAACACGGAUCUCGCAGCACUGACAAAGACUUGUGAGGAGAUGAAGAAACUCUACUCUGUCAUACUGGUUAAAUUUGGAGAACCGGCGAAUCAAGACUCUCAGGAUCUCUUUGGGUUGAUCUGUCAAUUCGUCCUCGACUUCAAGAGGGCACAUGCUGAAACUAUAUGAGUUACACAGUAUGAAGUAAAUAUUAGUGACCACUGGGACUACAGUGAAGCUUACUGAGCAAACAAAGUUAUAGUCACUAUUCCGAAAUAAGAAUAUUACUUGAUAUUAGAAAUAAUAAUAAUGAUGAGUUGGGUUGGAUUGGAUUUAGAGUAUAUUUUCUAUAUUUUUCCCCUGUUUUGUUGCACAGAUAUUUCAGUUUACAAUGUGCCCUGGAUGUGAUUAAUUGUAUAGACAUAAGAAGUGCACAGUGAUGCUCAUGCACCUGAACAACAGAUGCUGAAAUCAAUUUUGUGAAUAUAAAACUGAUCAAUGCUGAGUUAUUUCAUGUCAGAGAUGGGCUUGAUUUGAGUUGACAGGAGUUAACAUAGACAACACUUGAGAGGCCAGCUGGUGAACUUCGGGUUUGUGAUUAUUCUGAAUAUGUAAUCUUGCUGUGGUCAGGGACAUUUGCUCUCCCAGCGCUGCAGGAGGAGCUCCAAGGCCACCUCUGAUUCAGGACCACAUCUGCACUUUGGAAAAGUUGCACAUUUUCUCAUGCAAAAGCCAGAAGAAACCACCAAUUUUAAUCAAAACUUUGGUGAUUUUUUUUUGAGCAGGAAACACUCACAACUAUUUCAUUAAAUGAAAUGAAUUAUUUCCCUCACAGAGCUUUAUCUUAUUUUUAUUUUUUUUUAUUCCAAUUUGUCAGAGUUGUAGCUGGAUGGAUCAUUAAGGCUUAUUUAUUUAUAUAUUUCUAGACAUUACGUCUUUGUGCCGCUUUUGAAAUUAAAAACAGAUAAGUAGCUUAACCUUGAGCAUGUACACAAAAUCAACGCUAAAAGUCACUUCAAAUUGUGCAGAUCUCCAUUUUCUUUUAGUUUGGAAUUAAUUUCAUUUUUGAAGAGAAUCACAGACACAUAAAUGCAAUAAUUGCGCAGUUAUUGCCCCUUUGUUAUACGUGACAAUCAGUAUUGUGCCACUUCGUUUCUCAAGCAUUUUGUUGCAGGAGGGUUAAACCUCUGUUUGUAUGGACUCGACACUGCCUUUUACUUUCGAUUCUCCAAGUCAUCACCUAGUUUUUAGGGGGUUUGUAUAAAAACAAGGUGUCAUAUCUGAUUUUUUCCCUGCACAUGUACAAGUUUGUUUAAAUGACAGGAUAUUUUAUUCCAUUUGAUAUGCAUUGUAAAAGCUAAAUUACUUUCCCUUUUUAAAGCUUCCAUAUUAUGUAAUAUGAGAUUCAUGUAUUUUCUAUGCCUCCACACCGGCGACAGCCAUGAAUGACGUUUGGAAAUCAAUCGAUACACCUU